Messenger RNA from Nezara viridula (southern green stink bug), 1493 nucleotides. The record is from the annotation of a GenBank genome assembly. NCBI's taxonomy places the organism in Eukaryota, Metazoa, Arthropoda, Insecta, Hemiptera, Pentatomidae.
GUAACAGUAAACACUACCAGACGUUUCUGGGAUAGUUACUUAAUUAUAGUCUACGCCAAUAUGAUAUAAAGUUGAUUGGUGUUGUAAUAUUUUUAUAUAUUAACUGAAAUCUUCCUUGGUUAUAUAUAUUUAAAUUAGUUUCAUGAUGCUCAAAAGAGAAAAUAAAACCAGAACACAAUUCUUCUUGAUAUGAUAGACAUUUUCCCAUCCUAUUCACUUGAAAUAUCACUGAUUGAUGUAAGUCAUGGAAGACUAUAAAUUCUUAUUUAAAGUUGUUCUUGUUGGAAAUGCCGGUGUAGGAAAAACAUGUUUAGUAAGAAGAUUUACACAAGGUUUAUUUCCUCCAGGCCAAGGUGCUACUAUUGGUGUGGAUUUCAUGAUUAAGACAGUGGAAAUAGAAAAUGAAAAAGUCAAGCUUCAGAUAUGGGAUACAGCUGGUCAGGAGAGGUUUCGUUCUAUUACCCAUAGUUAUUAUAGAUCUGCCCAUGCUUUAAUAUUAGUAUAUGAUAUAAGUUGCCAACCUACAUUCGACUGUUUACCUGAUUGGUUGAAGGAAAUUGAAGAAUAUGCUAGUAGCAAGGUUUUGAGGGUCCUUGUUGGCAAUAAAAUUGAUAGAGAUGAUCGUGAAAUUCCUACACAUGUCGGUGAAGAUUUUGCUCAAAGGCAUAAUAUGUACUAUUUAGAAACAUCGGCUAAGGAAUCUGAUAAUGUGGAAAAUUUGUUUGUUAAAAUUGCAACAGAGCUCAUGGAGCAAGCAAAAAGCAAAGAACUGCCCCGAUAUGAUGAAAUUAAUUCUCAAAAUAUCAACAGAAGAACUACUUCAAUUGAUGUCACGUGUUGUGGAAACUAAUAACCUAUAUUUGAUUUAAUUUUGUUUAUAAAUGUGAUUUUAUCUCAUGAGCACAGGUUUGGGAAAGAUAAUAAUUAUUGAAUGAAACAAUACUUAUAACUCACUAUCUCAACUUUUUAAUUGUUUUCAUAUUUUACCCAUCACUCAUGUUUAAAACUACUUCAACAGAGUAGUUUCUUUUCUUCAUUGAAGUUUUGUGUAUCCUAUAUUUAAUGUUUAAUUAAAUUUAUUAUAUUUAACAAAUCAAUCCAUAAUUCAAUUAAUUUAUGAGUUAUUUUUAAUUAAUGUUAUAGUUUUAUAAAAGAUACAUAAUUUUUGUAAAAGAGGAAUUGAAAUUAAAACAUAGUUAUAUCAUAUUUGGCAUUAAUAAUAUUUUUAUAAAACUUGAUAUUUUAUUCCAAGUUGAAUAUGAAAUUUUCUGAAUUUCACUUUGCGGUAUCUUGAAAUGUAAUGUAACAGAAAGAUCUUGUACAAUUAUUGACAAAAAAUGCACAUAGUUUUACUAAUUUUAAUGUGGAAUUUGUAAAUAUUUACUGUUCUAUAUUUUCAGAAAGUGUAAUAUGUUCAGAAUUUAUCAGAGAACUUAUUUAAUAAUUUUAUUCUCGCAAGCUCAUAUGAAAAUAUUAUGCUUCAUAGAUAAGAA